This is a messenger RNA of Spodoptera littoralis (African cotton leafworm), 390 nucleotides long. NCBI's taxonomy places the organism in Eukaryota, Metazoa, Arthropoda, Insecta, Lepidoptera, Noctuidae. The record is from the annotation of a GenBank genome assembly.
AUGCGGCUGUACGUGGCCGGGCAGUACGGGCACGGCGAGCGCUGCGCCGUGUGCGAGUGGAAGUGGUGCCACCGGUUGGACACCUCCUUGCCGCACGACUUGCAGCGCCACAGCGCCGCGCUGUCGGCCACGGCCACGAACAUGCUGUGGUACGAGUACGGCGCCGCGCCCGCGCCGCCCGCCGCGCGCUCUGCAACAACAAGCCGCUACAGCGCGCCCCCGACACGCCCGACACCCCGACGCGCGACACUCCGCCGCCGAUUGCCGCUCUGGCUCUACGCUGUCAUCUCUUCACGACAAGGCUGCUCGUUUACAAAGUGUAAAUCUGGUCGAGCCUUAAUAAUUUACACAGUUAAAUUUAUAUUUUGCAGGUGGGUGUGGAGCAUGUGA